Peromyscus eremicus (cactus mouse) is the source of this 1884-nucleotide messenger RNA. RefSeq names its product UDP-GlcNAc:betaGal beta-1,3-N-acetylglucosaminyltransferase 4 (gene B3gnt4). Gene Ontology annotation, cellular component: membrane. Gene Ontology annotation, molecular function: hexosyltransferase activity. The transcript has a single exon. Lineage: Eukaryota; Metazoa; Chordata; Mammalia; Rodentia; Cricetidae. The record is from RefSeq and is a predicted model, not a curated record. The coding region runs from base 575 to 1654 and encodes 359 amino acids.
UUUGUGCUGUGAACCACCAUGGCCUGUUGCCCUGUCAUGAAGUUUCUUCUCCCAAGAGGCCUGGGACUCUGAUGUGUCGGGCUGUAUCACCCAGAAACUCAGUACAGGACCUGCCAGAGGCCAGGCUGACUCUAGGCUUUGGUUCAUCGGUUGUGAAUCUGGAAAGCUCAGAACGUUAGGUUUAAUGCUUAUAAUACGUGACACAAGACUGAAGCUAUGCUAUUUUCUCUAAAAUUCCGUGUGUUUAUUAUGUCUCAGCUUUACGACAGCUACAGGCCAGGUGGGAGGGAGAGGCUGGCUGCUGAGCCCUGCCAAGAGGGCGGCACCUGGAAGGCAGGUGUUUCUAGUCUUUCCUCCAGGGAAGACCUGUGCAAAGUGGCUCAUGCCCAUAAUCUCAGCCCUUGGGGAGGCUGAGGCGGGACUACUCAAAAAUGCGACUGUUUUGAAAAACCAAGACAAAGGUCCCAGAGUCGGGCAAGGACUUAGCUGAGGGGCUGCAGGUAACUCACUUUUCUCCCCAAACCAGGGCCGUGUGAGCCUAGCUCAGGCGCUCUCUCCCUGCAGGGCCUCGACUAUGUUGCGCAGGUUGGGCUGCGCGCUGUUCUGCAGCCUCGUGGCAUUGCUGCUCUGCUGCCUUCUCUUUCUGAAGGGGCGCACACCAGCAGUGAGCUCCAAGGUCCACCAGCACCCAAGGGCACUGCCAAGGCCCCGGUACAGCCAGUGCUCGCCCAACCCAGCAAUUGCUAAGGCCUCCCUGUCCCUGCCCAGCCGCCAUCGCCUCUUCCUGACCUAUCGACACUGCCGGAACUUCUCCAUCUUGCUGGAGCCUUCCGAGUGUGCCAGGGACACCUUCCUGCUCCUGGUCAUCAAGUCACAGCCUGGCCAUAUCGAGCAGCGUGCGGCCAUUAGGAGCACUUGGGGCCGGGCUGGGAGCUGGGUCAGGGGCCGGCAGGUGAAGCUGGUGUUCCUCCUGGGGGUGGCAGGGCCUGUACCCCCAGCCCAGCUGCUGGCCUAUGAGAGUUUGCAGUUCGAUGACAUCCUGCAGUGGAACUUUGCCGAGGACUUCUUCAACCUGACACUCAAGGAGCUGCAUGUGCAGCGCUGGAUGGCUGCCGCCUGCACACAGGCCCACUUCAUACUGAAGGGGGACGAUGACGUCUUCAUCCAUGUCCCCAAUGUGCUCGAGUUCCUGGAGGGCCGGGAUCCUGCCCAGGACCUCUUAGUGGGCGAUGUCAUCUACCAGGCCCGGCCCAACAGGAACACCAAGGUCAAAUACUUCAUCCCAUUCUCCAUGUACAGGGCCCGCCACUAUCCACCUUAUGCAGGAGGAGGUGGCUAUGUUAUGUCCCAGGCUACUGUGAGGCGUCUUCACACAGCCAUGGAAAAGGCAGAACUCUUCCCCAUUGAUGAUGUCUUUGUGGGGAUGUGCCUGCAAAAGCUGGGGGUGAGCCCCAUACACCAUGCUGGCUUCAAGACGUUUGGAAUCCAGCAGCCCCUGAACUGGGACCCUUGCUUGUACAGAGGACUCCUGCUGGUGCACCGUCUCAGCCCCCUGGAGAUGUGGAACAUGUGGGCACUGGUGACAGAUGAGGGGCUCACAUGUGCAGCGACCCCCCAGCCUAGCCCUGAGGGGUGGGUUGAGCAACAGCUUUAGAGUAGCUGCUGACUCCUGUACCAGGAGAAACAGAUCAGUCCCUGCUGCUCAGCAGGAAAUGAACUCAUUUUUAUAAUGAGUGCCACCAACCUUUCCUGAUUCAUAGUGCUGCAACCCGGCAAACUUGUGGAGCAUGUGCUGACUGGGAGUGGAUGCUGCCGGAAGGCCAGGGCCCCCACAACUCCUACCACCUAGGCAGUGAAGGAAAGACGCUGCAUCAUGACUUUUUU